Messenger RNA from Pipistrellus nathusii (Nathusius's pipistrelle), 1860 nucleotides. NCBI's taxonomy places the organism in Eukaryota, Metazoa, Chordata, Mammalia, Chiroptera, Vespertilionidae. The record is from the annotation of a GenBank genome assembly.
AUGGGGAACAGCCACUGUGUGCCCCAGGCUUCCAGGAGGCUCAGGGCCUCCUUCUCCAGAAAGCCCUCGCUGAAGGGCAGCAGAGAGGAUGGCACCAGGAAGCUGGCCGGCCUGUUUGGCUCCGAGGCCAGUCCGGACGACGGGGACACCGCGGCCGACAAGAUCUUCUGCUACAUCCCGGGGACGGACCUCCCGGGCCUGGAGAGCCAGCAAGAACACCUGGACCAGCCGUUCCUGAGCGUUUUCAAGAAAGGGCGGCGCAGGGUGCCUGUGAGGAACCUGGGCAAGGUUGUGCACUAUGCCAAGGUCCAACUGAGAUUCCAGCAUAGCCAGGAUGUCAGCGACUGCUACCUGGAGCUGUUUCCUUCCCACCUCUACUUCCAGGCCCACGGUUCUGAGGGACUCACUUUCCAGGGGCUGUUACCGCUGGUGGAGCUGAGCAUCUGCCCGAUGGAGGGCUCCAGAGAGCAUGCCUUCCAGAUCACAGGCCCACUGCCUGCCCCCCUGCUGGUGGUCUGCCCCAGCCAGGCUGAGCUGGGCUGCUGGCUCUACCAUCUGGAAAAGCAGAUGGCCCUGCUGAGAGGCCUGCAGCGCUGCCACUCAGCUCCCCCGCAGGGGCCCCCUGAAGACCAGCUCCCCUGGAGCCUGCAGCACAGGCUGACCCAGCUGCGGACCGCAUGGGGUCGCCAAGUGGUGGGCAGUGCCAUCUGCGCCUCGAGGGUCAAGCUGCAGCAUCUGCCAUCACAGGAGCGAUGGGACCGGAUCCUGGUGCUGUACUCGACUUCCCUGGCCAUUUUCUCAGAGGAAGCAGACGGGCUUUGCUUUAAGGGGGAGCUUCCACUCAGCGCCAUCCACAUCAACCUGGAAGAGAAGGAGAAGCAGAUCCGCUCCUUCCUGAUUGAAGGCCCCCUCAUCAAUACCAUCCGGGUGCUAUGCGCCAGCUACGAGGACUACAGCCACUGGCUGCUCUGCCUGCAGACCAUCUCCCACCGGGAGGGAGCGCCCCUGCUGCCUGGCCCGGAGGGCUUGCCGGGGCUGCGGGCAUCCCCCCAGGUCCUGGGCAGUGGCCGAGGCUCACUCUCCUCAGAUGGACAGACCAGCUGGGACUCGGGGUACCCAGCACCCCACUCUAACCGCACCAGCCGUUCCCUCCCCGAGUGCUCAGUUCCGUCCAGAGCUGGCUGCCCUGCCCAGCCUGUAUCUGACCAGGCCAACCCUGGCUGGACCAGCGUCAGUGGGCAGAAGGCAGAGCUAAGACGGGGCGGCAGCAGUCGGUCACCCAGGAGCAAGGCCCGGGGUGAGAGGCCUGGCCCAGCCACUCCGCUGCACCUGGACCUGACCAAGCUGACCAGGCCGAGCCUGGAGGGUGGCCCAGAGACCUCAGACCACUCCCUGGAAACACCUCAUUCCCCCCUCUACGCCGACCCCUACACACCACCUGCCACCUCCCACCACAAAGUCAGAGAUGUCCGGGGCCUGGGUGAGUUCCUCGCUGCAAUGAAGAGCUCGCUCGGACCCGAACCCUCGAGCCCGUUCCCCUCCGUGCCCGUGUCUGUGCCUCUCUCCAACCCCAGCUCUGGAGUCUCCAGCCCCCACUUGCUCUCCAGGAAGGGAGCCCUGCAGCCCCGGGCCACUCAGCGGCACCGGGGUUCCAUCAAGGGCCGUGGGCCCCGGCCCCCAGACUCUCCCCAGCUCGUCUCUCCUCCCAGGGAAGUUUCGCCCGACCCCCCAUUACCUCCCCCAGACGGCGGACCCCCCAGGAGCUGUGACAAAAUCUGGGACCAGGCUCCAUCUCCCUCCCGCCAGCAGAGGCCCCGAGAAGCCCCUGAGGCUGAGGGGGGACUCGCCCAGUGGAUCUGA